Molecule: messenger RNA, 2938 nt
Organism: Gavialis gangeticus (Gharial)
Lineage: Eukaryota; Metazoa; Chordata; Crocodylia; Gavialidae
Gene: TRIP4
Product: thyroid hormone receptor interactor 4
Exons: 12
Coding region: 286-2013 (575 amino acids)
Biological process (GO): positive regulation of DNA-templated transcription
Cellular component (GO): nucleus
Molecular function (GO): transcription coactivator activity; zinc ion binding
Source: RefSeq, a predicted model, not a curated record
UGAAGUGAGGCGAUCACACCAUGGAUUGAUAAUCUGUGAGUAAUAUGCUAAUCCAUGAGAUUCAGGCACUUGCAAUCCCCAUGUUGAGGAUAAACGGUAGAUUUUUCUGUGUAUGGCAAGUGCCUGGCUAUCCUGUGCUUCAGGGUUUCUACUGAUCAUCUGCAGGGGUCAGGAAGGAGUCCUUCUUCCUUUUCUUUGGAAUGUUCUGUAGGCUUCUGUGUGGUUUUUUUCAGCUUUCUCCGAAGCACUUGAUGCUGGACACAGGGAAAUUUGGGAGGGUUUAUCAUGUUGUUACCUACGAUGCUAUUGUUUGGUGACCAGUUUCCCUUCUUCUUGUCCACUUUGAGGUACAUCUUAUCAAUUGAAAAUGAAGAGGAGAUCCGAGAAUAUGUAAUUGACCUCAUCCAGGGGGCUGAUGGGAAGAAGAGUCGGUUUAUAGAAGAACUGGUAGCCAGGUGGCAAAAAUCUUCUCAGCCAGCUUCUGACACUCUGCCAGUAUACAGGAAAAAAGAUGAGACUUCAGAGGUGCAGCGGGCCGGAGACCAAGCCAAACGGGGUAGACGCAAAGGAAGGAACAAGCAGGAAACACCUGUGUAUGCUGAGCCUGAUGUGCCUGUUGAGGAAGUAAAAACACCUCUUGAUCUGGCCAAGGCACAAGAAAUCAUCAGCAGUGGUAACAACAGCAGCAGUUGUUCCAAGAAAAAGGCCAAAUAUGUCAGCCUGUACACCAAAGAGGGUCAGGACAAGCUUACUGUCCUCAUUCCUGGGCGCCAUUCCUGCGAGUGCCUUGGCCAGAAGCACAAACUCAUCAAUAACUGCCUGACUUGUGGGCGUAUUGUCUGUGAACAGGAGGGCUCUGGUCCCUGCUUAUUCUGUGGUACACUGGUGUGCACAAAAGAAGAGCAGGAAAUUCUGCAGCGUGACUCAAACAAGAGCCAGAAGCUGCUGAAGAAGCUCAUGGCAGGUUCUGAGAGUUCUGGGAAGAUGGAGGCAAUCAGCAGGGACCUACUGCCUCGCCAGGAAGCUCGACUGAAGGCAGGCCUGGAGAUGGCUGUGAAACACAAGGACAAAUUGUUGGAGUUUGACAAGACAAGUGUGCGUCGUACCCAUGUCAUCGAUGAUGAGUCAGACUACUUUGCCACUGACUCCAACCAGUGGCUCUCCAAACAGGAGAGGGAGGUGUUGCAGAAGAGGGAGAAGGAGCUGCGUGAGCUGCGCCAUGCUUCCCGACUCACCAAGAAAAUCACUAUCGACUUUGCUGGCAGGCAGAUCCUGGAGGAGGAGGACAACAUGGCUGAGUACCACAGCAAACUGGAUGAAACCAUUGAGGCCGUUCAUAGUGGCACGCUGAGCAAGUCAUUGAAGAGCCCUGAUGGGAAAAGUGCAGAGGUGUCUGGGGUUCUGGUGAAUCCCUACCUGCUCCAACCUGCCCCUUUGUGGGUGGAUCAGACUGGCCUGCUCCCACGUAGGAAAAUCACCCAACCAGCAGAUGCUGAGAAUGAGCCUGGCUCUGAAAGGAGCAGGUUACGGAUUCAGGACCGAGAGUUGCAGGAGAUCUCAGAUGAUGGCUGGUGCCUCAGCAUGCACCAGCCUUGGGCUUCUUUGCUGAUCAGAGGAAUCAAAAGGGUGGAGGGCAGGACCUGGUACACAUCUCACCGGGGGCGACUAUGGAUAGCAGCUACUGCUAAAAGGCCUUCUUUGCAGGAAAUCUCAGAAGUAGAGGCUGUCUACAGAAUGCUCCACCAGAAAGAUGUGGUAUUUCCUACUGAUUACCCCUCUGGCUGCCUUUUGGGCUGUGUGGACUUGACUGACUGCUUGUCCCAAGAGCAAUUUAAGGAGCAGUACCCAGAUUUGAGCGAGGAGUCUCGGUCUCCAUUUGUCUUCAUCUGUGCCCAUGCCCAAGAGAUGAUUGUGAAGUUUCCCAUCAAAGGAAAACACAAAAUCUGGAAACUGGAUUCAAAGAUUCAUCAGGGAGCAAAGAAGGGGUUAAUGAAGCAGAAAGCACUCCUGUGAAUGGUGGGGCAGCCAGGCUGAGAUUCCCACACAGCCCAGGAUGCUGGCCCAGCUGGCUGCCUGCUCUGUCUCCUUGGGUCCCUUAGAACUGGAGGCUGCAGAGAUGACAUGGAAAGUUCUGAAAGGCAUGUGCUUAUGGGAAGGGGGGGGCACCUGUGACUUAUUAAAAAUGUAUUAAUAUAGUAUGGUGUAUUUGAAAGCCAUUAAAGGAAGAAAGAUUUGUGCCAAACUCCCUGCAUGGGUGGAGCCACAACUUCGAGGUGGAAUCUUGUGCCACAAAACAUUGUUGUUUGGGCUCUGGAACCCCCUCCCCACUAUCUUCCUUUUAAACGGCAAACUCAGUAGAGUGCUGGUAUCUGGCUGUAUCUGAUAGGCCAGGCUACAACACACAGCAGUCCCAGUGCUGGUCCAGAGCAUCCAGAAACAGGCCAGCUCUGGCUUCAGCCAGCAGCUCCUUCUGUCUCAGCAGGUUUGAUCUGGCUUGGUCUUUGCUUUGGCAGGAUUCCUCUCUCCAGGCAACUCGGUGAUGUGACAGAUUGUGACUCUAGGUCCUCUGGCCAGAGUGGGUCAGACACAUUACAGCACUAGGCUUGAGGGAGCUGUUGCUGCAGCUGCUCAGAGAGAUGCCUUGGCAUUGAUUCUUGCUGAAGCUGCCCCCUGUCAUUGCAGCGUGCCGUGGUCUAUGUUAUGAGAGGAAACAUGGAUAGCUUGGAAGGGACCAAGGCAGAAGGGGUCUAAAUGUUAGCAAUACUGAGCUGCACCCCCAGCCCCUGAGCUCUGUCUGUGCCUCUGUUAAGCAUGUGUGCAGGGUUGUAGAGGAAAGGCGGAGUUGAAUCUUUGCCCUCUGACUCAGAAGCUUUGUUUGCAAGGCUGCUCCCGUGAGCUGGGAGCCGCUGUGCUUGGCAUCUUCAGCAUCUGCACAGCC